Pocillopora damicornis (cauliflower coral) is the source of this 924-nucleotide messenger RNA. RefSeq lists its product as uncharacterized. NCBI's taxonomy places the organism in Eukaryota, Metazoa, Cnidaria, Anthozoa, Scleractinia, Pocilloporidae. The record is from RefSeq and is a predicted model, not a curated record.
AUGGCCGCCAACCGGAAGAGAAUACUUCUUGCUUUAUAUGGACUGCGUUUACUAACCGAAGAAGAUAUUUCGGGAAGUUCGCUUGCUGGAAGAAAACCCUCAACACUGAAGAACUCCGAAUUGGAGUUUUGGUUGCGCUGUCGCGGCGACUCGUGCAAAGGUCUGUCAACUAAAGCCCAGCUCGUAAAAAGGGUAGAGGAAUAUGUAAGCAGAAGGUUGGAUCAAAAUAUUGUCGAUCCAGAUCCCGAGAUGAUUUACACGAAACGGAAGCUUCACCGUAUGGGUGCGAAUUCUUAUAAAACGGCGGACGAUGCAAGUGAUAUGGCAAGCUCAUCAACACCAUCACCUGGGACACAGUGGAAACCGAAAAUUACAUCGGACGGCUGGGGAUCAUCCCUUGAAAAGGCGCUUCUUUUUACAAGGGCAGAGAUGGACAGACAUAUUGGAAAGUCUGGGAAACAUAUCGGUGGGGAUAAACAUGCACAUCAUUCUGUUCCCAUAGGCUUUAAAAAGGCUAAAACCUACCUUGAAGACGAAUAUUUACACGAUAUUCACACAAACUUUGACCAGCAGUACUUUUAUUAUCGUUGCAGAUGCUUUCGUAGUUUUAAAAGGUACGAAAGCCCUCACAAUUUAAUUAUUGCUUUAUGCUUGAUUUCUGGAGAGGUUGUUUAUGCAAAUUGUGGCCCCUCGUGUGCUGCCGGGAAAUCCGGUUUUUGCAAUCACGUUUUAGCUUUAAUGCUGAAGAUAUGCUCGUACACUCUUUAUAACUGUAGAAGUGUCACAGAACUACAGCAUAAGGCAGACGAAAACUGUUCAGCAGCAUGCACCUCAAACUUGCAGAGAUGGCAUCAACCCCACGUCGAAGGUAUUUCAUCCUGCCCUGAUAUAUUAUGGAAGUUUCUGUUUCCAAAAUACAAGUAG